CCAUUGCUUCAUUCGUUCAUUCGUCAAACCUAUUGCCUCAACUCAACUCUGCUGUGCCUGUGAGUCACUUACCCGUACUCUUUCACAUAUACAGCCAAUUGGGAGGAGUUACGGUGCUAAUUGAAGAAAGCUUUGGACUUUCGUCAACCUCCGUUCUUCCUCUUCCACUCCAUACUCUGCUUGCUGGUUAGUUCCCUUUCUUCUUUUCCUUCUCGCUCUCUUCCUCUCUUAGAAUACUUCUCCUGUUUCUUCUCCCCAGUGGCUCUGCUCUGUGGGACAAAAUCCCCACUUCCUCACCAAUAGGCAAUAGCCCUCUUGCUGGAGUCUUUCUCUUCUAAUCCCUCCGCCACCCAUUCUUCGGCUCUCAACUCUGAGCUCAUGUCCAAACCACGGCGGCCUCACUACCCAGGCGAAUCUCCUCCCGCUGGAUUUCCAAUUCCAUCGUCUGGGAACCGCUGAUCGUGUUGUGGUAUCCAUAUGAUACUUAGAGCAUUGAGCUCCCUACCUUCCCUUCCAGGCAUGCCUUGCAGCUGUUCGACGCAAUGCCCGACUCUUUCCCAGCUCUGUCGACAGCAGAACUAGGCCAAUUGCCCGAACUGGAAUCCCCUAGCUUCUUCCUCGAGGAAGAUGACCCAUUUGAAUCGAAUUCCUCCACGAUGUCAUUUUUCACUACUGGCAGACUGCCACCCUCCAACUAGAGGACCAAGAGCAUGCUGUAAACAAAAAUGGCUCUUUCUUUAGUAGCAGGGUAUUCCUACUCGCUUCUCGGUAAGGGUUUCUCAAUCUCCAACAGUCUCCACAACAACAAUAGCCACCACGCACGAGAUGCAACCUACAUCAAACGUGCGGCCGAGAUUGCCGAUAGCUCAUCUGGGUUCACUUCUCCCCACCCUAAUUUUGGGUGCGUACUAGUUACUCCCUCCGGGAAGGUAGCUGGAGAAGGUUAUCUCUAUGCUCAGGGCACCAGACCAGCAGAAGUUCAGGCAGUUGAAGCUGCAGGUCCCUGGAGCAAAGGUGCAACAGCAUAUCUGAAUAUGGAACCCGGGGAUUGCCAUGGAGACCACACUGCUGCCUCUGCUCUUGUUCAGGCAAAGGUUACAAGGGUGGUGGUUGGAAUGAGGCAUCCAUUGAAACAUCUUCAAGGCAAUGCUAUUCGGGCUCUAAGAAGUGAAGGUUUGCAGGUUGAUGUUCUUGGAGAAGAUUUGCAGAGUAAGAUAAUUGAGGAAGCUCGGAAAUCAUGCCUUGUUGUCAAUACUCCUUUGAUUUACAGGGCUACUUCUCAAGUUCCCUUUUCUUUUCUCAAGUAUGCUAUUACCGCUGAUGGAAAAAUCGCUGCUAGUAGUGGACAUGCAGCGUGGAUAACCAGUAAGGAAUCACGGGCUCGAGUUUUUGAACUCCGUGGUAGAAGUGAUGCUGUUAUUGUCGGAGGAAAUACUGUACGCAGGGAUAAUCCAAGGUUGACGGCUAGGCAUGGUGGGGCUCAUAUGCCUUUGCGGGUUGUAAUGACUAAAUCCCUUGAUCUACCCGAUGAAGCAAAUCUUUGGGAUGUUUCUGAUGUGCCCACCAUGGUUGUAACUCAAAGGGGCGCAAGAAAGAGUUUCCAAAAAAUACUUGCAUCGAAAGGAGUUGAAGUGGUGGAGUUUGAUAUUCUAAAUCCAAGAGACGUUAUGGAAUAUUUUCAUGACCGUGGAUAUCUCUCCAUCAUGUGGGAGUGUGGAGGAAGACUUGCUGCUUCUGCUAUUUCAGACGGCGUGAUACACAAGGUUUAUGCAUUUCUUGCUCCGAAAAUAAUUGGAGGUACGAAUGCACAGUCUCCUGUGGGUGAGCUGGGGAUGGUUGAGAUGACUCAGGCCUUCGAUUUGCUUGACGUUUGCUAUGAGCAGAUUGGCCCAGACAUGCUUAUGAGCGGAUCCCUCCAACCGAUACCAGACCCGACACCUAUCAUCCCGUCAGAGAAUGAGACGUUGGCAAUUGAUCCCACUGUAAACCCAUAUGAACCGAGCAUCAUAUUUUUCUACAAGACAUGGGAUCCUUAUGGAGCAUUUUCAAAUUUUUCUGCACAUUCAAUUAAGAUGCCUGAAGAAAAUGGUGGUAAUGUGACUUGGUCGAGUGUAGAGCACUAUUACCAGGCCAGCAAAUUUAUGGGAGUCAGUGACUCGGGAGCAAAGGACUGUAUUGGGAAGAUAAAAUCGGCUAAGAGUCCUGAAGAAGCAGCAAAAGUUGGGAGGUCAAUGCAAAGGCUGCAUCCUAACCUGGUGAGAGCUGACUGGGAAGAUGUGAAGAUUGAUGUGAUGUACAGUGGAUUAAGGUGCAAAUUCUCAAGUUAUCCUUAUUUGAAAUCAAUGCUACUUGCAACUAGUGGGUCUGUUCUGGUUGAAGCUUCACCGCAUGAUCUUUUCUGGGGUGGGGGCCGGGAAGGGGAGGGCCUAAACUAUCUGGGCAGGCUACUUAUGCGACUGAGAUCCGAGUUCCUCGGUGAAUCUUCUACUUCGAGUGAAAGUACUUGCUUAGCUCUUUAA
Linum tenue is the source of this 2519-nucleotide messenger RNA. NCBI's taxonomy places the organism in Eukaryota, Viridiplantae, Streptophyta, Magnoliopsida, Malpighiales, Linaceae. The record is from the annotation of a GenBank genome assembly.